Messenger RNA from Pteronotus mesoamericanus, 1563 nucleotides. It is a transcript of the gene PSAPL1, whose product is annotated as prosaposin like 1. The transcript has a single exon. The coding region runs from base 19 to 1563 and encodes 514 amino acids. Gene Ontology annotation, biological process: adenylate cyclase-inhibiting G protein-coupled receptor signaling pathway; epithelial cell differentiation involved in prostate gland development; prostate gland growth. NCBI's taxonomy places the organism in Eukaryota, Metazoa, Chordata, Mammalia, Chiroptera, Mormoopidae. The record is from RefSeq and is a predicted model, not a curated record. Gene Ontology annotation, cellular component: lysosome.
GCCCAGUCACUGAGCAGCAUGCUCCCUGUGUUGCUUCUCCUGCCCAGCCUCCUGGGGGCCGCGCUGGCCAGCCCCAUCCAGGGCCCCCAGGAGUGUGCACGGGGCGCGGCCACGUGGUGUCAGGACCUGCAGGCAGCAGUGCAGUGCGGGGCCGUGGGGCACUGCCGCGGCGCCGUCUGGGGCAAGCCCACCGCCAGGUCCCUGCCCUGCGACCUGUGCCAGGACGUGGUGGCCGCUGGCAGCAACGGGCUGAACCCCAACGCCACGGAGACUGACACCCUCGCUUUGGUGACAAAGACCUGUGAGUGGCUUCCCAGCCUUAACUCUUCGGCCAAAUGCAAGGAGAUGGCGGACGCCCACAGCUCGGUCCUCCUGUACAUACUGCGGGGGGACCCAGGCGGCGCCCCCGCCCAGGUGUGUGCUGCGCUCACCCUCUGCCGGCCACUGCAGAGGCCCCCGGCCACGCCGGGGUCGCUCUCCGAGGAGGACACGUCCGAGGCGGUGGCCCCAUUCAUGGCCAGUGGGCCCCCCAGCUUCCGCCCUCUGCAGCCUGAGGACACUGUGUGCCAGGACUGUAUCCAGCUGGUGUCCCGGCUCCAAGACGCCGUCGGGUCCAACAUGUCCAGCUUGGCAGAGGUGACCACGCAGGAGCAGUGCAAGUCCCUGGCCCCCGGCCUGGCUCUGCUGUGCAAGGAGUACACCCUCCGCUUCCUCGCCCCAGCGGAGCACAUGCUGAAGCUGGUCCUGCCCGAGGAGACAUGCGAGAGAGGGGGCUUCUGCGAGGCAAUGCCGGGGCCCGCCGCGACCGAGGUGCCGUCCCUAGACCCGGUGUCCCCCAGGGAGAGGAACCUGGUCCAGAUGAACACCGGCCUGACCUGCGACGUCUGCCUGCAAGUGAUCCAGGAGCUGGACCAGUGGCUGGACUCAGACAGCACGGAGGCCCUGAUCCGCCAGGGCCUGGAGCGCGUGUGCUCCGUGAUGCCCGCGUCCAUCGUGAGGCAGUGCGUCACCAUGGUGGACAUGUACAGCCCCACCCUGGUGCAGUUCGUGACCAGGGUCCCCCCAGAGAAGGUGUGCGGGGCCGUCCGGCUCUGCAGCCCCCCGCGGCGGGCCCGGGCCAUCCGCCAGCCCCACAGAAUCACCCUGCCGCCCCUGCUGGACACAGAGAACCAGGGACGCUUCUGCAACGGGUGCAAGCGGCUGCUGGGCGUGUCCUCCCAGAACCUGGAGCGCAAGACCACCAAGCGCAACAUCCUGAAGGCCUUCAAGGGCGGCUGCAGCAUUCUGCCGCUGCCCUACCUGAUCCAGUGCCACCGCUUCGUGGACGAGUACGAGCCUGUGCUCAUCGAGACCCUCAAGGAGGUACUGGACCCCGUCGGGCUGUGCACAAAGGUGGGCGCCUGCCAUGCCCCCAGGACCCCGCUGCUGGGCACCGACCAGUGCGUCAUGGGCCCGAGCUUCUGGUGCGCGAGCCAGGAGGCGGCGGAGAUGUGCAACGCCAUGGAGCACUGCCAGCGGCACAUGUGGAAGGUGGUGCCCUUCCUCGCCGGGGAGCCCGAGUGA